Syngnathus typhle (broad-nosed pipefish) is the source of this 2502-nucleotide messenger RNA. Its product is annotated as programmed cell death 1 ligand 1-like. The transcript is spliced from 7 exons. The record is from RefSeq and is a predicted model, not a curated record. Gene Ontology annotation, biological process: immune response; positive regulation of T cell proliferation; cell surface receptor signaling pathway. Gene Ontology annotation, cellular component: external side of plasma membrane. Bases 18 to 1109 code for a protein of 363 amino acids. Lineage: Eukaryota; Metazoa; Chordata; Actinopteri; Syngnathiformes; Syngnathidae.
GAAAUGGAAAGACAAAAAUGGAGAUAACCACUUUUAUUCCACAGCAGGCCUAUUCAAUUUUGUUUCUUGCCUACUUUCCAACAGUCUUAACUGUCAAUGCCGAACGAGUCUCAUACAGUGCCCAAAUGGGAGGAGAAGUGCUAAUGGGCUGCCACUUCUACCCUUUGUCACCGCAUCCUUAUGAGGACUUGAUAGUGGCUUGGUCCUGGAAGUUCAGGGCUUCCAUCCACUUGGUGUCCUUCCUAGAAAGCGGGCUGGAGCUAGAUUCUUCCCAGCAUCCGGACUUUAAGGGUCGCGCCAGGCUUCUCACCGAGGAAAUUAAAGAUGGCCGGGCAGUACUGCAGUUGUCCAGGCUUCGCAUCAACGACUCGGGAAACUACGAGUGUGUGGUGCGGACGAGGAACGGGGCUGACUAUAAAUACAUUCAACUAUCUGUUACUGCACCUUAUAAAACAGUCACAAAAACGAUUUCCAAGACGGUACCCGGAGGCAAGUUUGUGUUAAACUGCCAGUCCGAGGGCUACCCGAUGUCUACGGUGGCUUGGGAGGAUGGUCACGGGCGAAAUCUCAACGCCAGCACAAGCACCAGCGUCGUGACGACAGAGGAGGGCCUCUACAGAAUCACAUCUGGGAUACAAGUGGGAUCAUCGCAGAAAAACAACUACACCUGCCGCUUUGAUAGUAAUUCCACCUCUGCAACUUUUCUUAUCCCAGAUGAAACCCAGAAACCGGAGGAGAACACAAACACUGCAGUACUAAUUGGCACAUGUAUCGGAAUAGUACUUACGAUUGUCCCCGUCAUAGUGCUAAUUCUCUGUUGGCAAAAAGGUCUUUCCAGGAAAAAACAAAAUAUAUCAAGGGAGCAAAGAGAGGAAGAAGACAUUUCUAUUUUUACUGAGGAUUGCAAGGUGAACCAACAGCUGGAGGUUUUGAAAGAUCCUCAGGCGGGCAACUCCUCUGAUGCCGAAACCAGAUGGAAAUCUGGAGCUGCCCGCAUGCAGGAAUUGCCUUGCCGGUUACUUAUGAGCGUCUGCUUGAUGGUCUCCAAGCUUUACUGCCAGACAUCAGAGGAAGACAAUUCUUUGAGGGCCCCAGAUCUUGCAGGAUGAGGAAGACGGGGUUCUUGUGACAUUGUAGCCCAGAGUUCAAGGUUAAAAAGGCAAUCUUGGUCGGGUUGACUGAUGUACCGUAUUUUCCGGCCUAUAAGGCGCACCGGACUAUAAGGCGCACCUUCAAUGAAUGGCCCAUUUUAAAACUUUAUCCUUAUAUAAGGCGCACCGGACUAUAAGGCGCACCAUUAAUGCAUCAUGUCAGAUUUUUAAUCCAAAUCAAAUCAUUCUCCAUUUUAUCUUUUUUAUUUCAACUUCAGACGAAACCAAUUACUUUAUAAUCAUAAAAUAAUGAUUCAUAGUCUUCAGCGGGCCACUUAUGAUUGAUUUCAUGACACAAUACUUCGGGCCAGUUUGAAUUUAGGGAUUUGGUCCAUAUAUAAGGCGCACCGGACUAUAAGGCGCACUGUUGGUUUUUGAGAAAAUUUUAGGUUUUUAGGUGCGCCUUAUAGGGCGGAAAAUACGGUAGUUAUUUGUUUAUUUACACAGAGGAACCUCCAAAAGUACACGAUUGAUAAAACUGUACGUUUUUUUUCUUUUCUGUGAAACCUAACAAAUUGUGUGGCUGGCCAUGCAAAAAUAAGGUACAGAAAUUAGUUGCGGUGUACCUCUGGGUUUGAUUCUAGACCCACUGCUUUUGUUUUGUUUUUGUCAGUUCUUGAACUUCCAUUAGCCCUAAUGUCACAAUAUACACACCUCACGAUAUAUUUUUUCGAAUUGUGAACUUCACUUUUACUAGAAUCCUACAUAGUGUUGAAGGCACCGGACUGUAUUAACUGUUUUUUUAGGUACUUCAAUUCAGCUACAUUCAGUAAGGUAAAGAACAGACAGAUGUGAAAAAUAGUCAGUAUUUAAUUGAACUGUUCACACGCACAAUGAGAUCACUGGAAGUUUUUUGUCAGUGCGAAGCAGAGUAAAACUGUACUGGAGUGGCAGAUCUGUUACGUUUUCUGUCGAAAAAGAAAUGAUGAUAGUUUUAGCUAUUUUACCUCAACAUUAAAAGUCUAAUUUUACUGAAAAGAAAUCUUUUUUUUUUUUUUUUUAAACGCCACCAUUAAAAAACCAACUCUUAGAAUAAUACCAAGAUUUAAAAUACUCCUGCCUCAAGCUCUUUAACAUCUUUGUGAGGGUAAUAUAGUAGCACUAUUUAAAUAUGGCUCCUGUAUACCAGGGCGUAUUCAUAAUGGUGUAUUUGUAAGAUUUAAUUUCACUCUUAAAGACAUGGGACCUGAAAGUAAUCAUCUGUUUAGUAUUGUAUUCAGACUUGUGUAAGGGCUGGUUCUAAAACCAGCUCGCUAGUAAUGGAUCAUUUUGGUUCCCUGGGAAUGAUGUGAACGUUAUCACUGGAAAAUGAAUGCACUUAUAAAAAUAAAUUGUUUCUAACCUUUUCAAA